UCCCCACUCUCUCUCUCUCAAACACCAAACUUCGUUCACACUCUGUUUUUAAACCCCAACUCUCUUUCACAUUUUCACAUCCAAUUCGAACCAAUCGCAGAGACAAUACAUAUAAUUUGUUUAUAGAGCAUUUAAUCGAACCCAAAAGGCCUCAAAUUUGGAAAAAAAAUCAUUGGAUUUGCGUAGCAAUGUCAGUGGCUACUGAGCUCCGGUCACCAGUGAAACUGAGUUCCGAGACCAGAACUGUACUCGGCGUGGCCGGGAACAGAGUUAGGGUUUUGGAAGAGUCGCGAAGGAAGAAAGAGGUGGUGAAGAAGGCGCAGAAGCCGAGUAGUAGGUUGGUCUCGGAGACUCCGCAGUCGGUUGUUCGGAGCAAUGUGUCUGUGGACAGUGCGUGCUCGUCGGACUCGUCUUCGAGCGGUUCUUUUGUGAAGAAAGUGAGUUCUAAGCGGAGAGUGAGAUGUAAUGGUUUGAAGCCUAUGAAGGUUGUUCCGGACUUGGUCGAAGUUGUGACGCUGUCGUCGGUUGUGUCUGGUCCGGUGAAGCGGUGCGACUGGAUAACACCAAAUUCUGACCCGCUUUAUACUUCUUUCCACGACGAAGAAUGGGGAGUUCCGGUAUAUGAUGAUAGGAAGCUAUUUGAGCUACUUGUUUUAUCUCAAGCAUUGGCAGAAUUCACCUGGCCAGCGAUUCUCAAGAAGAGAGAGAUAUUCAGGAAGCUAUUUGACAAUUUCGACCCAUCAUUGAUUGCGAAGUUUGACGAGAAGAAGAUGCUGUCACUGAAAGCAAAUUGCAGCACAUUGCUGUCUGAACCAAAGCUCCGUGCAGUAGUGGAGAAUGCUAACCAGGUGCUUAAGGUUCAGCAGGAAUUUGGCUCCUUCAGCAGCUACUGCUGGGGAUUUGUAAACAACAAGCCACUAAGAAAUGGCUUCCGCUAUGCACGUCAAGUUCCUGCUCGGACACCAAAAGCAGAACUCAUAAGCAAGGAUCUGAUGCAGAGAGGCUUCCGUUGCGUGGGACCUAUUAUCGUUUAUUCAUUCAUGCAGGUAGCAGGGUUGGUUAAUGAUCAUCUUGUUACAUGCUUCAGAUACCAAGAAUGCAAUAGCACUGUCAAGCCGGAGGCGAAAGAGGUACCAACUACAGCUGUGGAGAAUGCUAUCCUUUCUGAUGCCUGAAUCGCCAUGCAAUAUAUGAGACCUCACUAAUCAUAGGAAUCAAAUAGUGAAAAGAUACUACUAGCAUGAGAUGUGAAAAGCUGAGAUAGAUUAUAGAUGGUGUUUGUUCUAGCUGUUUACUUAGCAUACUUUCUACAUUUGUCUGUUCAUCCACAAGACCUAUCUUUACUCUUUUGAUUCCGCAUAGUGCAUGCAUGUUUUGCUUCUCUUCGAUGUUGGAAGCCCGCGGGCAUAGCGCAGUUGGAUGAUAGGACGGACCUUCAGUAUGUUUUGUUUGUCUUCGAUGUUGGAAGGCCCUACGGGUAUAAUGCAGUUGGAUGGUAGGACAGACCUUUGGUAAUAAUUUGGACGGACUCACCUGUGUCAUGGGGUUGGUACGGGUGGGGGUACUCCAAUUAGAUUUUAUUUUUUUAUUUUUAAAAUAAUGAUGGAAGAACAGAUGCUAAUCAAGUUCCUAGAGAUUUCUCAUUACAGGUCUCAGCCUAUGUAAAUCUUUUUGUACUCAAGACUGAACUUUCUUUAACUGUAAUAAAAUUCUCACUGUCACAAAAAAAAAAAAAAAUACAAUAUUUUUUUUCUUGUUAACGAAGUUUUGACUUGCCUA
This is a messenger RNA of Cornus florida, 1779 nucleotides long. RefSeq lists its product as uncharacterized. The transcript is spliced from 4 exons. Bases 189 to 1175 code for a protein of 328 amino acids. Gene Ontology annotation, biological process: base-excision repair. The record is from RefSeq and is a predicted model, not a curated record. NCBI's taxonomy places the organism in Eukaryota, Viridiplantae, Streptophyta, Magnoliopsida, Cornales, Cornaceae. Gene Ontology annotation, molecular function: DNA-3-methyladenine glycosylase activity.